Lindgomyces ingoldianus is the source of this 1371-nucleotide messenger RNA. RefSeq lists its product as uncharacterized. NCBI's taxonomy places the organism in Eukaryota, Fungi, Ascomycota, Dothideomycetes, Pleosporales, Lindgomycetaceae. The record is from RefSeq and is a predicted model, not a curated record. Bases 1 to 1371 code for a protein of 456 amino acids. The transcript is spliced from 2 exons.
AUGACAGUACGGAGAAUAACAAGCUGUGCCCCUGUUAGCGCCGAACGAUACGCCACGGAUUGGAUUAAUGACGUACCGGAAGCUUUCGGUGACGGGCGCACGAAUACGAGUAUAAAAUUCUACGAAAUGGGGCAUCCCACCUCUGGUGACAAUGACGGAUGCGAUGCUACAUUUAAGAAUUCUACGACAAACCUCACGACCUUCUGCGUUUCAGAAUUCAUGAAAACAUAUGUCCAAGAACCAUACACAAUCCGGGUCCAAACAUCCUACUACGAUAAUGACACAGCCAGUGAUCUCAUCCCAGUUUCUGACUUUCAAGUCAGCAAUGCCGAUGUCACACUAAUUGCCAUUUUCAACAAGGCAAGGUACAGCGAGAUGGUCAAGGAUGAGCUUUUUUCUGCCCAAAACGAAUCUUCCUGGGGCCCAGGCUUCUUCACUGCCACCAAUGACUUAUCCGUACUUGGUUGCACCGAACAGUAUCAAGUCUGCAAUAUUAGGAAUACACGCUGCACACCGGUCACAGGACUCUAUGGAAUUAGGCAUGCGUUAGAUUCUGAGGAUGGAGACUUGGACUUGAGUCCUAAACAGAAAGCGAUAUUCGAGCUUCUGUGGAUGCCAGCCCGCUCUAUGAGUCUGCAAUGGUCGUUCAAAGUGCUCGGUACAGAGCUUCUACUCGCGAAAGAUUGGUUAUGGGCGACUGUCAGCGUUGGCUCAUCCGCUCUACCGCCCAACCACUGGCAAAUGGAAGCCGAGAACCUCCACAAUGUCUCGCUGGCCGUGCUCCAGCGGCGGGUCUCUGAAUUCGCAUCCCCGAACGAAUUUGAGAUUCGCCCAGGUUUAAACUCGCUGGCGCAGAUUAGAGAGCCUUCCGACCCAGCCCUCCGCGAUCUUUGCACCGCUCUGAAACUGCGAAGUAGUGAGAAUAUCUCCGUAAGCGUGCUUGGAAUGGGGAUUAUUCUGGGGGUCGGCAGCUUGUUUAUUCUACUCGACUUCGUUCUCAUACAGCAGCUCUUCUGGGUGAAUAUUCUUUGGUGGAGAAAUAGGUCGCCUCGCCUUCAAAAAAGGAAAGAGGACUGGCAGGCCACGGGCACGUUGCAGCUUCAGAGAUCCGCAUUAGAGGCCAGGGGUAUCGAGCCCUGGGAGGACGAUGAGAAUGAGACUCCUGUUCUGGUGGACAGGAACAAGAAAUUCGCAAGGCUGAACGACCUGAAUGACGAUUGUAAGAUGAGCGAGAACAGAGGGGGUGAUGUAGGAUAUGGUAAGGGCACGUAUACACCGGUGCCAACUCAAAGUCCGGAGUCAAGGAGGAUGGAAGCAGAGGAUCGUGCCGCUGAUCUUGAGGAUGCUAAGAGGUUGUCUAAGGAACAGUAA